GUUUUCAAAAAAAUAAUUCAGCUACAUAUUAAGUGAUUAUGUUGGCAGAACAAGUUAUAAAGAAAAUUACGUUUACAUUUAUCGGGAUGAUUUGUUUGAAGUAUCAGAUUAUUUUCAAUAUGAUGAUGGAUCUGAGGAAUUGCGAGAAGAUACAUUUGAAAGGGAGCCUUUUAUUGCUUUAUUUAAAUCAAAUUUUACUUUAGUGAAACAGUUUGCAAUUAUUGGCGUUCAUAUUAGACCAGAUGCAGUAAAGCAAGAGAUUUCUGAGCUGGUUAAUGUAUACAAAUCAACCAUAAAUAAAUGGAAAGAAACGUCUGUUGUAUUGAUGGGAGAUUUUAAUGCUGGUUCAAAAUACAUAUCAAAAAAAAAGCUUGAUCAAACAGAUUUAAGGACUGAUAAAAAAUUCAAUUGGUUACUUGAAAACCAAGACACUACAGUUUCAAUGAGUCAUGCUACACUUGACAGGGUUAUUAUUACGGGAAACGCAAUCAAUCAGGCUUUAAUUAAGGAUAGUGCUGGAGCCUUCAAUUAUCAGGAAGAAUACAAGCUUAGCUUAGAAGAGGCUUUAAAAAUCAGUGAUCAUUAUCCCGUCAAAUUUGAAAUUAGAGGAAAUCAAGACUAAGAGAAAUUCUAAGAACGUGUUGGAAGCCAUUAAUAAAAGUUUAGAAAAGAUGUCGGUUUUAGAGUUUGUGUUUUUACUUGACGAGGUUGUCAUACAUUUGUGAUGUUAACUGUCAAAUGUUCAAGUUUUAAUCUUAAUAUGUAAGGUAUUGGAAGAAGAGAAUUUUGUUGUUAAACUUGUUUGUUUUUUUACAUUUAUAUUCAUUAAUGGUUUUAUAUUAGUUGCUUGUUUUAUCAUCGUAUAAAGUUUUGCAAAUUUGAAGAUAUUUUUUUAUUUCUUUGUAAUAAAUUUUUUUUAUAAAUAUUGGUUUUAUGAAUAAAAAUUUUUAAUAAAAAUUGGUUUUAUGAUACUUGUCAAAUUGUUUUUUAAUAAUUAUUAAAUUUAAUUUUUUUUUAUUGGCUUUUAAAUUUUUACUUUAAAACUUUUGUUAGCCAAAUUAUUUUUAUUAAAUCAACAAGUUGAUUAUUUGAUUUCUCGUCUUACUUUUGAUUUUAACUAUGGAGUAAAUAAGAAAUAAAACAAGCUUAAAACAAUGUCUAGGUUGAAUUACUACUACCAAAUUAAUGGACAGUGUAGUGUGAAACGGUUGUGUAUAUUGAUAUGUAACCAUGCAUAGUCACUUUUCGAACAUAAAUUAAUAUAAUAUAUCAAACCCCAAAAAAUAAAAAAAUACAUUUGCCGAUGAAACACUGCAUUUAAUGUUUGUUGUCCAUAUUUUUAUUUUAUGUUGCGUAGUUACAUUUAACGGUUGUGUAUUUUACGGUUGUAUAUUUAUAGAAGCUUUGUUGUUUAAUAAUUCAUGGAAAAUUAUUCACAAGGCCCUUUUUUUCUUUAAAGAAUAUGAAUCUUGUUUUUUUC
Messenger RNA from Hydra vulgaris (swiftwater hydra), 1480 nucleotides. Its product is annotated as deoxyribonuclease gamma. The record is from RefSeq and is a predicted model, not a curated record. Gene Ontology annotation, cellular component: nucleus. Gene Ontology annotation, molecular function: deoxyribonuclease I activity; DNA binding. NCBI's taxonomy places the organism in Eukaryota, Metazoa, Cnidaria, Hydrozoa, Anthoathecata, Hydridae. Gene Ontology annotation, biological process: DNA catabolic process.